Molecule: messenger RNA, 1395 nt
Organism: Arxiozyma heterogenica
Lineage: Eukaryota; Fungi; Ascomycota; Saccharomycetes; Saccharomycetales; Saccharomycetaceae
Gene: ITT1
Product: RBR-type E3 ubiquitin transferase
Exons: 1
Coding region: 1-1395 (464 amino acids)
Biological process (GO): positive regulation of proteasomal ubiquitin-dependent protein catabolic process; ubiquitin-dependent protein catabolic process; protein polyubiquitination
Cellular component (GO): cytoplasm; ubiquitin ligase complex
Molecular function (GO): zinc ion binding; ubiquitin conjugating enzyme binding; ubiquitin protein ligase activity
Source: RefSeq, a predicted model, not a curated record
AUGAGCAAAUAUUCUAAUUUAAAAGAAGAUUUAAAAGUUUUGAAGGACAUGUAUCCUGAAGUAGAACUGUUCUUCGAUAUGAACGCUAUUGACAAGAAUAUUGUGCUUAGAGGAAAACUUCAAUUUGAUAUGUUUCUACCAGGUGACCAUUUGUUAGUUCGUUGUGAAGGAUUUGAAGAUUUAACUCUCCCUAAAUUGUCUGAUAAUGUCUUAUCCUUUUUAAUUAACCCGGAAUUUUAUCCAAGCAUCGAAUACGGGCUCAAAUUUGCUAUUCAUUCCUCAUGGAUGUCCAAAGAUGAUAAAACUUUUAUAAUAAAGGCUAUCAAUAAAGAGUUUAGUGAAUUAACUAAUCCAAUGUCUGAUUCAUUUGAUCCCACUACACCCAUAUUGAUGUUACUUUUUGAUUUCCUUAUAAAUGAUGUUUCCAAACUUAUAUUCCCUAAAGAUAUAAAAAUAUGUCAAGCUAAAGAAUCCUAUAAUAAAUUUAAACUUUUGUUGAAUAUAAUAAGUAAAAAGGAAAAGGAGAGAACAAAUUUUAACUGCUGUAUUUGUAUGGAGACUAAAAAGGGUAAUAAAAUGGUUAAAUUGCCUUGUUCUAAUGAAGAACACCAUCUUUGUAUAGAUUGUUUAACAUCAUAUUAUAGCACAAUGAUUAAUGAGGGACGAAUGAAUAAUGUUAGAUGCCCUGAAUGUGAAUAUCAUGAAAUUCGCUUAGAAACAUUCCAGGAUUUUCAAAAAAUGAAGAAAGUAUUGUUUACACCCACCAUUCCAUUCGAAUUCUUUGAUGGACUCUUAGCACAAGAUAUAUGCCAAAGAUAUAGGGAUAUAUUUUUCUCUCAAUGUGCCAUUAAAUUAUCAAAGUAUUCACCUUAUUCAUGCUGUACCUGCCCCAGAUGUGAAAAAUGGUGUAUCAAGAAUAAUCUAGAUGAUCUCAUGAUGGAAUGUGAUAAUUGUAAACUCACAUUCUGUUUCGAUUGCCUUCAUUCAUGGCAUGGUUAUAACAAUAGGUGUGGUAAAAAAGUCACUAUCCCAGAAGAAGUUCUUGAAGAAUACAUCAAUGAGACAGAAGAAAAUAGUGCACGAAAGAAAGCUAUUGAAACUAAAUAUGGGAAAAGAAUGUUAACCCUAGCUGUUAGUGAUUAUAUGGCUGAAAAAUUACUUGAAAUCGCUAUUAACAUCGAAGGGUCAGACUUACAAAGAUGUCCUAAAUGCAGAUGUGUGGUACAAAGAAGUGAAGGUUGUAAUAGAAUGAAAUGCGAGAUAUGUGGCACUUUGUUCUGUUAUCUUUGUGGUGAUUCAUUAUAUGUUGAUGAUUGUUAUAAACAUUUUAGAGAUCCUAAGUUACCUUGCUACGGAAGAUUAUUUGAAGGUAUGCCAGGAACAGAAGACCUGUAA